AUGGAAACAGACUUAGCUAAUUACUGCAAAGAACUGGGCAGCAGCUUAACGGUUAAAUCCUUGCGUGAGUUAGUCUUUGAACACGCAGAAAGAAACGGUGUUAGCCACAGAUUUAGCAAACUUAAGAAAAUAGCGGGAAAGGAUUGGGUAUUUUCAUUCUGUAAGCGUUGCAGUUUAAGUGUUCGUGUGCCUGAGAAAACCAACCUUGCAAGAGCUGCUGGUUUCAACAGAGUUCAAGUGAAUCGUUUUUUUGAUAACCUCAAAAACCUAAUUGAAAAGAAACACAUCCUACCACAUCGCAUCUACAAUAAUAUGGACGAGACUUCGAUUCUCACUGUACCAAACAAAACUCCAAAAGUCAUUGCACCUACUGGCAAAAAGACUGUGGGUAAAAUCGUCGCAGCUGAAAGAGGUCAACUUAUAACGGCAGUGUGCGCUACGAGUGCUACUGGAAAAUACGUCCCUCCUUCCUUAAUAUUCCCGCACAAAAAAACGAAAGGAAGAACUGAUUAA
Sitophilus oryzae (rice weevil) is the source of this 513-nucleotide messenger RNA. RefSeq lists its product as uncharacterized. Gene Ontology annotation, molecular function: DNA binding. NCBI's taxonomy places the organism in Eukaryota, Metazoa, Arthropoda, Insecta, Coleoptera, Curculionidae. The transcript has a single exon. The record is from RefSeq and is a predicted model, not a curated record. Bases 1 to 513 code for a protein of 170 amino acids. Gene Ontology annotation, cellular component: nucleus.